Molecule: messenger RNA, 3044 nt
Organism: Fusarium oxysporum Fo47
Lineage: Eukaryota; Fungi; Ascomycota; Sordariomycetes; Hypocreales; Nectriaceae
Product: peptidase family M41-domain-containing protein
Exons: 2
Coding region: 207-2879 (890 amino acids)
Biological process (GO): mitochondrial protein processing; protein-containing complex assembly
Cellular component (GO): m-AAA complex; membrane
Molecular function (GO): ATP binding; metalloendopeptidase activity; ATP-dependent peptidase activity
Source: RefSeq, a predicted model, not a curated record
GUCAUCCAACAUAUUCAUAUUCAUCCAUUGGCGCUGGGACUCCGAGUUCUCGCCAUAUACGACUGUAUACCGGCCUCAAAUAUUAGUCAAUAGCCUUUUUGGCUUGAGCCGUGCUACCCUAUGACAUAGCACGGCGCUUUCAAUUACCUUUAUCUGUACACACAACCCCGGUAGUUCCGCACUUGCGCCAGCCUGCGUUGCCCGCCAUGUCGAGAUUUUUAAGACAAUCAAGCCAGCUCGCACGAGCGACAAGAUUGUCAACGCAGCCUGCACUACGAUUAUGUGCAAGACCGUCACUUGUCACCAGAUCGAUCCCCGCAAAGACUUCUGCCGCAUUCGCCAUUCGAGCAAGGACAUAUUCCUCGCAACCCCCACCUCCCGGCAAAGAUCCCCGAUCAAACCCCGACAAAGAUGAUGAGCAUGGAAGCAAGCCAUUGAAUCAACACAGUGCAAAGGAUGGGCCCGAUGGAAGCAAGUCUGAAGCACCAAAGCCGCCACCUCUGCCCGAAGGCUGGAUUCACUUGAAUAAGGAGGAACUGGCACAUCUCGAGGAAUUUACAAGUCGACUUCCAGAGGCUCAAAGGCCGGUGGCGAAGGACAUUCUUGAGAAACUUCAAAUUGUUGGCGCUCCUGCCGAGACCCGAGAUCUUCUUCAGAAGCAACGCCAGAACGGCAACCUUUCGAUUCUGGACAAGGGAAGACUUAUGCGAUGUGUAUACAUGGUCACAGAACGGAUAAUAGAGUUGGAGGAUCAACAAGACAACCGGGAUGGGCAAUUUUCAUCCUUUCGCAUGGACCAGGAACCGAAGACCCAGGACGGAAAGGGUGGCGCUGACAAGUCGAAGCAACAGCAGCAGCAGCAGCAGAAGGGUGGCAAGCCACCGAAGAAUGAGCGCAGCGGGUGGCUGGAGGCUGUUCAGACUGGUAUCGCCAUUGGUGUCACUGUAUGGAUUGCGGAACUCUUUGCCAACCCUUUCUCUGAGAAGGAGAUUACUUGGCAAGAGAUGCGGAAAGCAUUCCUGGAUAAGGGCCUGGUUCAGAAGCUGAUUGUUGUUAACGGCUCACACGUCCGGGUAGAGCUUCAUCCAUCUGCAACUGGAGCUACUGGUGAGGGCGGGCAACCUGCGAGAAAGAGCUACGUGUUCUCCAUAGGAUCUGUUGAAUCCUUCGAGCGAAAGUUAGAACAGGCGCAAGAUGAGCUGGGUAUUCCGCCCUCUGAAAGAAUACCCGUGAGCUAUGAGGCUGGCGGUAGUACCCUUGGCAACCUUCUUCUGGCCUUUGGUCCUACACUGCUCUUCAUCGGUUUGAUCCUCUGGACUCAGCGGUCAAUGGGUGGACGUGGUGGUGCUGGAGGGGGUAUGUUCAACUUCGGCAAGAGCAAGGCUAAGAAGUUCAACGCCGAGAGUGCUGUUAAGGUCAAAUUCUCAGAUGUUGCUGGCCUCGAAGAGGCAAAAACCGAGAUCAUGGAGUUUGUGAGCUUCCUGAAGCAGCCCGAGAAAUUCGAAAAGCUAGGUGCUAAGAUCCCUCGAGGUGCUAUCUUAGCUGGUCCUCCUGGUACCGGUAAGACAUUGCUUGCCAAGGCCACGGCCGGCGAGUCUGGAGUACCAUUCUUCAGUGUGAGCGGUUCUGAGUUCGUUGAAAUGUUUGUCGGUGUCGGUCCUUCACGUGUGAGAGAUUUGUUCGCCGAAGGACGUAAGAACGCUCCUUGCAUCAUCUUCAUUGAUGAGAUUGACGCAAUUGGACGUGCGCGACAGGAGAGCGGCAGGGGAUUUGGUGGCAACGAUGAGCGGGAAGCAACUCUGAACCAGAUUCUCACUGAAAUGGACGGUUUCAAUACCCGCGAGCAGGUUGUUGUUCUUGCUGGCACUAAUCGAGCGGAUAUGCUCGACAAAGCCUUGAUGCGACCAGGGCGAUUUGACCGACAUAUCUUCAUUGAUCGUCCUACGAUGAAAGGCCGUCAGGAAAUCUUCAAGGUGUAUCUGAACAAGAUUGUGACGAACGAGGACCAUGAAUACCUUGUUGGUCGUCUGGCAACUCUGACCCCUGGCUUCUCCGGUGCUGAUAUUGCCAACGUUGUCAACGAGGCUGCUCUAAUUGCUGCCCGAGGCAAUGCUGAUGAGGUCAAGAUGGACCACUUUGAGCGGGCCAUUGAGCGGGUUAUCGGAGGUCUUGAGCGCAAGUCUCUCGUGCUGAAGCCAGAGGAGAAGAAGACUGUUGCAUAUCAUGAGGCCGGCCACGCCAUCUGUGGUUGGUUCCUGGAGCAUGCUGACCCUCUUCUCAAGGUCUCCAUUAUUCCCCGCGGCCAAGGUGCUCUGGGUUAUGCUCAGUACCUGCCCCAGGAUGCUUACCUGAUGAACACCAACCAGCUCAUGGACCGAAUGGCUAUGACAAUGGGUGGCCGUGUGUCUGAGGAGCUUCAUUUCCCCACCGUGACAACAGGUGCUAGUGACGACUUCAAGAAGGUUUCCCAGAUGGCACGAAACAUGGUGACCCAAUGGGGCAUGUCCGAGAAGGUGGGCCCUGUUCACUUCGAGAAUGACCCCAACCGCAUGCAGAAGCCAUUUGCCGAAUCUACUGCCCAGCAGAUCGACCAGGAGGUUUCCCGAAUUGUGGAGGCAGCCUACCAGCGUUGCCGAGACCUUCUGACCUCGAAAAAGAAGGAAGUUGGACUAAUCGCCCAGGAGUUGCUCAAGAAGGAGGUUCUCGUCCGAGAUGACAUGGUUCGUAUCUUGGGCAAGCGACCAUUUGGUGACAACGAGGACUUUGAGAAAUACUUUGGUGGCGGUAAGGAGGAGAGCAUACCCCCACCAUUCCCCGAGGAGACAGAUACGCCUAAGGACCCCCCUACCCCUGCCCCAGCUUUCAAAAAGCUUGAGUAGAGUCGAAAAGAAAAGUCGCCAAGCACAUGGUUGGAGAAGGUAGUUUCCGUGGUACGAUCGACGAUAAUUGGUCAUGCACAGUGCUGCGGAGGCAAGGCAGGAUAAGGAAUACAGGAGAACUUGAGGCAGAGCGAGGAUUGGCUGUGUAGCAACGAGGAUAGCGGC